This is a messenger RNA of Podarcis muralis (Common wall lizard), 6479 nucleotides long. It is a transcript of the gene DENND5A, whose product is annotated as DENN domain containing 5A. NCBI's taxonomy places the organism in Eukaryota, Metazoa, Chordata, Lepidosauria, Squamata, Lacertidae. Gene Ontology annotation, biological process: retrograde transport, endosome to Golgi. Gene Ontology annotation, cellular component: trans-Golgi network. Gene Ontology annotation, molecular function: small GTPase binding; guanyl-nucleotide exchange factor activity. The record is from RefSeq and is a predicted model, not a curated record.
GAGGAGCUGAGGGGGGAGAGCGCCCUGUUAUGUGUGUUCCCUCGCCCGAGUGUCAGGCCUUGCUACCCACAAUGCCAUGCGGCCCUGGCCGCUCCGUCAUGGAGGCAGCAGCGGGGGCCCCUGAAGCAGCCGCGUCUGCCGCAGCUGGGCGGCCAGGAGCCUCGGCGGUAGCGCCCCGAAACGCUCCCUCUCGCUGCUGCUGGGCGGCUUGAGCCGUCCCGCCUCGCUGGGGGCCCCGUCCAGCAUGAGCGGCGACGGCGGCAGCAGCGGCAGCGGCUCCUCUUCGUCCGCUCCUGGCCGCUUCGCCGACUACUUCGUGAUCUGCGGGCUGGACACCGAGACUGGUCUGGAGCCGGACGAGCUCUCGGCAUUAUGCCAGUAUAUACAGGCCUCUAAAGCCCAAGAUGGUGGUAGCCGUUUCAUUUCAAGUUCAGCAGAAGGUGAAAACUUUGAACAAACUCCAUUAAGACGCACAUUCAAGUCCAAAGUUCUUGCUCGUUAUCCAGAAAAUGUUGAAUGGAAUCCUUUUGAUCAGGAUGCAGUGGGAAUGCUAUGUAUGCCUAAGGGUCUGUCUUUCAAGACACAAGCUGAUGCCAGAGAACCUCAAUUCCAUUCUUUUAUCAUUACCCGUGAAGAUGGCUCUCGGACAUUUGGGUUUUCUCUCACAUUUUAUGAGGAAGUUACCAGCAAACAAAUCUGUAGCGCAAUGCAGACAUUAUAUCACAUGCACAAUGCGGAAUAUGAUAUUCUUCAAACUCCACCUACCAAUGACAAAGAUAUCUGUAGCACCAUAGAACACUGUAAUGGCACCUCUGUAACAAAGCUACAACGAUUUAACUCCUAUGAUAUUAGCAGAGACACUCUUUAUGUCUCUAAGUGCAUUUGUCUGAUAACCCCAAUGUCUUUCAUGAAGGCGUGUAGGAGAGUGCUUGAGCAACUUCACCAAGCUGUAACUUCACCUCAACCACCACCAUUACCUUUGGAAAGCUUUAUCUACAAUAUACUCUAUGAAGUUCCCCUACCACCUGCAGGGAGAUCACUAAAAUUUUCAGGAGUUUAUGGACCAAUUAUCUGCCAGAGGCCAAGCACCAGUGAAUUGCCAUUAUUUGACUUUCCAGUUAAAGAAGUUUUUGAGUUACUUGGAGUAGAGAAUAUGGUUCAGCUCUUCACCUGUGCUCUUUUGGAAUUUCAGAUAUUGCUUUAUUCACAGCAUUACCAGAGACUGAUGACUGUGGCAGAGACAAUCACAGCACUGAUGUUUCCAUUCCAAUGGCAGCAUGUCUAUGUUCCCAUCCUUCCAGCCUCUCUCCUGCAUUUUUUAGAUGCUCCUGUUCCAUAUUUGAUGGGCUUGCACUCCAAUGGACUAGAUGACCGGUCUAAGCUGGAGCUCCCUCAAGAGGCAAAUUUGUGCUUUGUGGACAUAGACAACCACUAUGUUGAAUUGCCAGAAGACUUGCCUCAAUUUCCAAAUAAACUUGAAUUCAUUCAGGAAGUCUCUGAGAUCCUUAUGGCUUUUGGGAUUUCACCCGAGGGAAACUUGCACUGUAGUGAAAGUGCCUCCAAGAUGAAGAGCCUCAGAACAUGUGACAUAGUCUCUGAUAAGAGAAAUGGUAACCUAGGAGGAACAACUUUAAAUUCAUAUGAACUGUUGAAAGAAAAUGAGACCAUAGCAAGACUUCAAGCACUUGUUAAAAGAACAGGUGUGAGCCUAGAAAAGCUUGAAGUUCGAGAAGAGACUGGUAGCAGCAAGAAGGAUCUCAAAGUGCAAUGUGAUGAAGAAGAGUUCAGAAUUUACCAGCUGAAUAUUCAAGUGCGGGAAGUUUUUGCUAAUCGUUUCACUCAGAUGUUUGCAGAUUAUGAAGUAUUUGUAAUUCAGCCCAGUCAAGACAAAGAGUCAUGGUUCACCAAUAGAGAGCAGAUGCAGAACUUUGAUAAAGCAUCAUUCUUGUCUGACCAGCCAGAACCUUAUUUGCCUUUCCUCUCAAGAUUUUUGGAGACACAGAUGUUUGCUUCCUUUAUCGACAACAAAAUUAUGUGCCAUGAUGAUGAUGAUAAAGACCCUAUUUUGAGAGUGUUUGAUUCUAGAGUGGAUAAAAUUAGACUGUUAAAUGUUCGAACACCAACUUUGCGCACUUCCAUGUAUCAAAAGUGUACUACCAUUGAUGAGGCUGAGAAAGCUAUUGAAUUAAGGCUUGCAAAAAUAGAUCAUACUGCAGUCCAUCCCCACUUGCUAGAUAUGAAGAUUGGACAAGGAAAAUAUGAACCUGGAUUCUUCCCCAAACUGCAGUCUGAUGUUCUUUCUACGGGGCCAGCAAGCAAUAAAUGGACCAAACGAAAUGCACCUGCACAGUGGAGGCGGAAAGACAGGCAGAAGCAGCACACAGAGCACCUUCGUCUUGACAAUGAUCAGAGAGAGCAGCUGGAUUUUCCUUUGCCAGACCUUCAGUUGCAAUUUUGUUUAGACAUGGACCAGCAUGAUUGGCCUUUCAGGCACUCUUUUAAAUCUGUUUCAGAACUAUACCUGAAGUAUAUCCAAGAAGCUCGGAAUCUUGGCAGCACUAUUCGGCAGCCCAAAUUGUCUAACCUUUCGCCAUCAGUAAUUGCCCAGACCAACUGGAAAUUUGUUGAAGGUUUGCUGAAGGAAUGUCGAAAUAAGACAAAGAGAAUGCUAGUGGAAAAAAUGGGUCGUGAAGCAGUCGAACUUGGUCAUGGUGAGGUGAACAUUACAGGUGUAGAAGAGAAUACAUUAAUAGCUAGUCUCUGUGAUCUCUUGGAAAGGAUAUGGAGCCAUGGUCUGCAGGUGAAGCAGGAUAGAAGCUGUACUACUUUCAUCCUAGAAGAUAGAGCAUCAGUAUACUCUGCUACAACUCAGAUUUGGGCCUUUCAGACCAGCAAGCGGCCAACCCUACAUAAGGGGAAGUCUGCUUUGUGGUCACAUUUGUUACAUUACCAAGAAAAUAGACAGCGAAAACCUACAUCCGGAAGCUUCAGUACCUCAGGAAUACUACUUGAUUCAGAAAGAAGGAAGUCUGAUGCCAGCCCAGCAAUGUCUCCCUUAAGAGUAUCUCUCAUCCAAGACAUGAGGCAUAUCCAGAAUAUAAGUGAGAUCAAAACUGAUGUUGGUAAGGCUCGAGCUUGGGUUCGGCUCUCUAUGGAAAAGAAAUUACUUUCCCGUCACCUGAAACACCUUCUUUCUGAUCAUGAACUCACAAAAAAACUCUACAAGCGCUAUGCAUUCCUCCGCUGUGAUGAUGAAAAAGAGCAAUUUCUGUAUCAUCUCCUGUCAUUCAACGCUGUUGAUUACUUUUGUUUUACCAAUGUUUUUACAACUAUCUUGAUUCCAUACCAUAUAUUGAUCAUUCCUAGCAAAAAACUUGGUGGCUCAAUGUUCACAGCCAACCCAUGGAUAUGCAUUUCAGGAGAACUGGGUGAAACAGGAGUCCUACACAUUCCAAGGAAUACACUGGAGAUGACAUUUGAGUGUCAGAACCUGGGAAAGCUUACCACAGUACAAAUAGGACAUGAUAAUUCUGGACUGUAUGCAAAGUGGCUUGUGGAAUAUGUCAUGGUGAGAAAUGAAGUAACGGGUCACACUUACAAGUUUCCAUGUGGGAGGUGGCUUGGAAAAGGGAUGGAUGAUGGCAGUUUAGAGAGGAUCCUGGUCGGAGAAUUGCUGACAUCCCAUUCUGAGGUAGAUGAAAGGCAGUGCAGAACUCCACCUUUGCAGCAGUCCCCAAGUAUGAUUAGAAGAUUCGUUACAAUAUCACCAAACAACAAACCAAAGUUAAACACAGGUCAAAUACAAGAAUCUAUUGGUGAAGCAGUAAAUGGAAUUGUCAAACACUUCCACAAGCCAGAGAAAGAGAGAGGCAGUUUAACACUUUUGCUGUGUGGUGAAGGUGGGCUUGUCUCAGCUCUUGAGCAGGUGUUUCAGCAUGGAUUUAAAUCCCCCAGGCUCUUCAAAAAUGUCUUCAUUUGGGACUUUCUAGAAAAAGCACAAGGAUAUUAUGAGGCUCUAGAGCAAAAUGAAUUGGUCCCAGAGGAAAACUGGCAGAAAAGGGCCAGGAGUUUUUGUCGCUUUGUCACAGCCAUCAAUAACACUCCUAGAAACAUUGGGAAAGAUGGCAAGUUUCAGAUGCUGGUGUGCCUUGGAGCCAGAGAUCACCUCUUGCACCAUUGGAUUGCCUUGCUGGCAGACUGCCCCAUCACAGCUCAGAUGUAUGAGGAUACAGCGCUCAUAAAGGAUCAUACCCUAGUGAAUUCCUUGAUUCGUGUGCUGCAGACUUUGCAGGAGUUCAACAUCACAUUGGAGGCAUCCCUCGUUAAAGGAAUAGACAUCUGAUCCGUCUCUUGCUACAAGCACUGUAAAAAAGCAACAAGGAACAAACCAUUAUUAGUAUGCAGAAAUUCAAUCGGCUAAUACAUUGCAUCCAAACAUUUACAUCACUUGCUACAACUCUUCUGGAAAGAAGUUCAAAACAGAGAAUGGAAAUGUGGAUGAAAGCUCUACACCCAACGUGUAAUAGGGAAAAUAUAACCUAUAAAUCACUUUUAGAAUUUAUUUGCUGAUUUGCUUUUACACACUUUCAUGUGAAAGGGUUAAGAUAAUGAGUAUUGUGCAGCUUAUUUUAAAGCUGUAAUAUUUCUUUGCCAUUGAAAAUGGCACAGUGAGAAGCUAUUGGCAUUCUCUCAACUUGCCUUCAGACUGUAUGUUGAAAAGUAUAGUUCACACAUUCCAUUUCCGCUAAGGGUCAUUCAGCAAUUGAAAAUCUAAUAGUUUAUUAUAAACAUUUUCAUCAUUGGCUUUUACGUGUUGGGUCACUGUUCUGCAAGAAAAACUAAAAGUUUAAAUAUUGUUUUUAAUAGCCUUGAAGCACUGAAUUCAUUAGCAAAUCCUUUUUUUCUUUAAUUUUUGUUGUCAGUAUUAUUUUUGGCAGAGUUUUGAAGGGCGACUCAUGCAGAUGUGCAGAGAUCAGUGAUAUUUUUCAUAUGGGUACGAAAUUGCACAGAGAAAAUUAUAAAUGUGUUUUUAACUGGCAUUUAUUUAUUUAACUUUUCAUCAUGUUGUAAUGUCUUUGUCUAAGAAAAGAAUACUAUAUACAGUACUUAACAGGCUAUGUUACAUGUCUGUUGUGUUUUCAAUUUAGAACCUAAUUAGAGUACAGCCCACCUAAAUACAAGGCCAGAAUAAGAGUGUCUGUUAGCAAAAUAUGUCUUGGCAUGAACCUGCCUUUCAAUUUAUUAGUCAUUACUAACAAGUCCAUUGAUUUCAGUGGGUCUGCUCUGAGUAUGAAAUAGUUGGAUACCACCAUAAGUGAUUAUCCUAAGCCAUGUGUACUCUAUGUAAUGGCUAAUAGUCUAAUCAAAUACUAGAUGUAACAUUGACCUGGUUUGCAUUUAACACUAAGCCAAACCAUGACUUAGUGCAAAAGAGCAAACAUUCAGGUUCCUGAAGUGAAGAUUGCGCUGCAGCAAUCCUCCCUCAGUGUUUGCAGCUAAAAGGGUUCAGCCAUAAAUUGGCUUUGUGUUACAUCCAAACCCAAACUCAUGGUUUGCCUUGUCCUUGAUUUACCUCUUGAGGUUUGUCUGCAGCAGAUAAACUAUGGUUCAGGCAUAACAUUAAGUCAAACCAUGGUCAAAGGCAUAGGUUAAGCAGCAGCAAGAUUUGAGGAGUGCUGUGGCCAUAAUAUAUAUAUGCUCCAGAAAGCAAAUGUUUCUUUGUUUGCACUAAGCCUUGUUUUGGCUUGGCAUUAUGUGCAAACUGGGCCAGUCUAUAAAUGUGUAAGGAUCAGAUACAGCAGCAGUUGUUUCACAGUUUUGUCAUCUUGCAAUACUAGCACUACCUUACAACAGCUUCACAAGCACAUGUACUGGUGCAAAUACUUCAGGUUGGCCGUAAGUGAGAGCAGUAUUACUGUGACCAAUUUAUGCUGCUACUUGAUAUAAUGCUAUGUUAAGGUUUCAAAUCUUUCCCUUGGUAACCCAGUUCACAGGCAGAACAUAUGGAACAUUUUUAUUUGAAAUGCCGAGCAUUUGUGUGCUAAUUUUUGUAUAUGUUAAAGGCUGGAGGUUUUGGAUGCUUGUGAACACAGUGUAAAAAUAUUAGAAUACCCUCAUAAUGUUCAUAAUUUCUGGACUUUUUAAAUAGUAAAAUUCCAAUUUGAAAAAUCUAGUGAAUGCCUAGAAGCAACUGUUCUUGUUAGAAUUCUCAGCAAAAAUCCCUAGGAGAUGCAUAAUGAGCUAAGGAAACACUAAGAUAUACUAUACAAGCAUUAGGUCUCUGUAUUAAGAUUCGAGAUUCUACAGGCCUUUGCUGUAUACAUGUCUGAAGUUAGCCUCUUUAACUUCUGAUAAAGACGUUUUCAACUGUCAGUCUCCAACAAGUAGCAUUAUUCUUUAUUUCCUACAUCUUGUGGUCAUUUUUAUUCCAGUAACUUAAAAAUAUAGCACAUGUAUUAAAUUUUACUAUUUUUACUUUU